GUUCACGCCUUCACAGAGCACCAGGCCGUCCAAGCCCCCCCCCUCUCCCCUCUCCCUCCCUCGGGAUGCUCCUCUCUUUCUCUCUCUCUCUCUUUCUCUCUCUCUCUCUCUCUCUCUCUCUCGGUCUCCAUCUGCUAUCCACCAUCCACCAUCCGCCAUCCACCACCGUUGCACUCGGUCCCCAGUGCUCAUUCGAUCGGAUCUGUCCCAUCAGUCCCCACCGCGUCUACCAUGCUGGCUCUUGGGUCAUGGAUCAGGGGGCGUGGAAGACGAGUUUCCUGUCUGGGGUGAUAGCACCGAAAAGGCCGAGAGGGCGAGUUUCUCUCCAAGAGCCGUUCCGUUCCCCCACUCCCUCCCUUUUACAAGUGUGGCCACGACAAUAUGCGACUUGUUGACCAACGACUGAGUAACGAAAGGCUCCGGGGCCUUUCAAAGAUGUGGCGAUGGUCCCCUCCACCCUUUCGCCAAGAUGACUGCCACCAACAUUACUGAAAUUAAAGAAAAGCACGGCAGUGAUACUAGCAACGACACUAAGGAGGUCAUCUCGUUGUAUAUAGAGAGGCCGUCCGAGUUCUCCAAUGCCACGUUCUUGAAUCUCCCGUCCCCGUCUCCCUCAUCCGCCGCCUCCUCCUCUAUCACACCCUCCUCCUCCUCCUCCUCCUCCUCCUCCUCCUCCUCCUCCCCUUGCAGAUCCUUUCCCCUCGUCUCCUCCUCUUCCUCUUCCUCUAACCCCCCUUUCACGACGCGGUAGCUUGCAUUCGGAACAUCCUUUCAUCAAAGUGUGACUUCCCCCCCACCAAAAGACUCAAAAAUGCAUCCCGUCAAGAUCAUGGCCGUCCUCGGCCUGUCCGCCGUCGCCUCCGCCGCGCCCCUCGACACGCCCCUCGAGGCCCGCGACGCCGGGGACAUCCUCGCGGACCUGCAAGCCCAGGCCUUGGAGAACCUGAAGGCCGCCGAGGCCAACGGGACCCUUUCCAAGCGAGGAGGCUGCAACCUGUUCAACGCCCAGGUGCGCAGGGACUGGGCCGCAUUCUCCGCCAAGGAGCGCAAGGAGUACAUCGGCGCCGUGCAGUGCCUGCUCACCUCGCCCUCCAAGUCGGACCCGGCCUUCGCCCCGGGCGCCCGUAACCGGUACGACGACUUCGUCGCCGUCCACAUCAACCAGACGCGCUCCAUCCACGGCACGGGCAACUUCCUGACCUGGCACCGCUACUACACCUGGGCCUACGAGAACGCCCUCAAGACCGAGUGCGGCUACCGCGGCGCCCAGCCCUACUGGAACUGGUUCGCCCACACCGACGACCCGCGCAAGUCCCCCGUCUUCGACGGCAGCGACACCAGCCUGAGCGGUGAUGGCGCCUACGUGCCUCACAACGGCAGCGUCAGCGCCUCGCCAUUUGGCGAGAUCUACGUCCCCUCCGGUCACGGUGGCGGAUGCGUCACCAGCGGACCCCUCGUCAACAUGACCGUCAACCUCGGCCCCGUCGCCCCCGGCAUGCGCGGCCUCGAGGCGAACCCCAACGGCGCCAUGGAGUACAACCCGCGCUGCCUCAGCCGCGACCUGAGCGCCUACGCCGCCUCGACCUGGCUGACCCCGACCAACCUGCUCAACGUCACCGUCGGCCAGGCCUCCAAGAACAUCCAGACCUUCCAGGACGAGCUGCAGGGCCGCUUCAGCCAGGGCUUCCUCGGUAUGCACGCCGCGGGCCACUUCGUCGCCAACGGCGACGCCAGCGACCUCUACUCCUCCCCGACCGACCCCUCCUUCUUCCUCCACCACGCCAUGGUCGACCGCGUCUACUGGCUCUGGCAGGCCCUCCACCUCUGGGAGGCCUUCGAAAUCGCCGGCACCAUCACCAUCCUCAACCUGCCCCCAAGCCGCGACGCCACCAAGGAGGACCUCAUCGAGCUGGGCGUCCUCGCCGAGGACCGCACCAUUGGGGAGCUCCUGAACACGAUCGACGGGUCGCCCCUCUGCUACGUCUACCUGUAGAGACUCGUCCAGGGGUCAGCACGGGGGAGGCAGGGGAAUGAUGGCAUUUAGACUUAUAGAUAGAUUUACAGCUACUUAAUGAUAAUCCAGUCGUUUACUACC
Messenger RNA from Colletotrichum destructivum, 2095 nucleotides. Its product is annotated as Putative tyrosinase copper-binding domain, di-copper centre-containing domain superfamily. Gene Ontology annotation, molecular function: oxidoreductase activity. The transcript is spliced from 4 exons. The coding region runs from base 812 to 1993 and encodes 393 amino acids. The record is from RefSeq and is a predicted model, not a curated record. Lineage: Eukaryota; Fungi; Ascomycota; Sordariomycetes; Glomerellales; Glomerellaceae.